AUGACUGAACCAACAUGUGGAAGGCCGUUAGGUUUGAAGUUCAACCCAAAAACUUGUGAACUCUAUAUUGCAGAUGCCUACUUCGGGCUCUUGAAAAUAGAUCGCAAUGGUGGUCAUCCUCAACAACUUGCCACUUCCCUACAUGAGGUCCCUUUCCGUUUUACGAAUGCUCUGGACAUUGAUAGUGAAACUGGAAUUGUAGAAGAAGUAAAACGUGAUUGCCAUCUAGAUGGCCUCCACAAGAACAGUAACAUCAUUUAUUUGAUUUGCAACUUCAACACAAAGAAGGUGACUGUGUUGCUCGAUAACUUGGCAUUUGCAAAUGGUGUGGCUCUAAGCAAGGACAGUUCUUUCCUCCUGGUAGCCGAAACUCCCACGUUCAAAAUCUUCAAGCUUUGGCUUCGAGGAUCCAAAGAUGGCGAUGUGGAACUCUUCACUCAAAUGAAACGACCAGCCGAUAACAUUAAGAGAACUGACAAUGGUGAAUUUUGGGUUGCAGUGAAUAGUCUAAGACAGUACCAGACUUCUCCAGAAUAUUGGUUGACGAAAGAUCCGGUGGGAGUAAAGUUUGAUGAACAAGGAAACGUUGUGGAGGUGUUGGAUGGAGAGGGUGGUUCGACGCUUUAG
Fragaria vesca subsp. vesca is the source of this 627-nucleotide messenger RNA. RefSeq names its product strictosidine synthase-like. The record is from RefSeq and is a predicted model, not a curated record. NCBI's taxonomy places the organism in Eukaryota, Viridiplantae, Streptophyta, Magnoliopsida, Rosales, Rosaceae. The coding region runs from base 1 to 627 and encodes 208 amino acids. The transcript has 2 exons.